Molecule: messenger RNA, 1992 nt
Organism: Oppia nitens
Lineage: Eukaryota; Metazoa; Arthropoda; Arachnida; Sarcoptiformes; Oppiidae
Gene: Eip78C
Product: ecdysone-induced protein 78C-like
Exons: 8
Coding region: 130-1818 (562 amino acids)
Biological process (GO): regulation of DNA-templated transcription
Molecular function (GO): sequence-specific DNA binding; nuclear receptor activity; zinc ion binding
Source: RefSeq, a predicted model, not a curated record
UGAUUAGUGAUUCAAAUACUAUAUUCAAUAUCACAUCUGACACGAGGAUCUUAAUCUGAACUUUCGGCCACUGUUUGUGAUUCAUGUCCACAUAUCGGCGACCGUUUUGCCGAAAAAAGACUCAAAUUAAUGGAUGUUUUCAAACUGGAUGACGGCUCGUGUGGUGUAUUACCUCCGGUCACGAGUUCGACGUCAUCUCCAGAAUCUGCCGUCAAAUUAGGUUCAGAAUUAUUUGAGAACGACUUUCCCCUGUCUUUCUAUGAGCCGAUUAAGAAAGAGUACGAUGAAAAGCCAUGUAUUUAUGAUCCCAACUCAGUUUCCGAUGGCGUAUAUACGGCCAAAGACUACGGUCCGUUACCACCCUAUCCGGGAACUGAACCGCAGUCUCUCAUAACACCAAUGAAUAGAAACCCUAUGAAUGGGUCACCGCCGGCUUUGGCCACUUCACCACCACUUGUCACCAGUAAUGGUAUGCAUGUGGGAUCUGCCACUGCCCGCACUAAUGGCCAAACGCCGGUUACUGUUAUAUAUGAAACAAAACGAGAAUUAGCCGAAAGUUCUUCACCGACUCAUAAAGCAGUCAAAAGUGGAAGAAAUAAAAACUCUAACAUUUCUCAAGAUUCACAUCACAAUAGUUUUGCUGCGGCCGACUCUAACAGCAAUACUCCGACCAAAUCAUUUGUUCCGUGCAAAGUGUGCGGCGAUAAGGCAUCCGGUUAUCACUAUGGAGUGACCAGUUGUGAGGGCUGUAAGGGAUUCUUUCGUCGAUCAAUUCAGAAGCAAAUAGAGUACCGGUGUUUAAGAGAUGGCAAAUGUCUAGUGAUUCGUCUCAACAGAAAUCGCUGUCAAUACUGUCGUUUCAAGAAAUGUUUGGCCGUCGGGAUGUCCAGAGAUUCUGUUAGAUACGGUCGGGUCCCGAAAAGGUCGCGUGAGAGGGGAGAAGAGUCACGGGUUACACAAUCAGAAGCAGACCAGUCAUCGCGAGACGUGGAGAACAAGCAGUUGGCGAUGUAUGACAUAAUCCUAACCAUAUCACAAGCACAUCACGCAAACUGUGCCUACACUGAGGAGAAAACUAGAGGAUUGAUACGAAAACCAGCUAUUUUUAGUUUGGAUGACUACCAGACGGGUAGUAGUGGUGAGGACACACCGACAUCCAACUCAGGGUUAGCGGCCGAUUCGUUAGAGCAGAAGAAAAUAGUUAUGUGGCAACACUUUGCUGUAUUGGUGACGCCAUCCAUACAACGGGUGGUCGAGUUUGCCAAACGUGUUCCCGGUUUUAUAGAUCUGUCACAAGACGAUCAACUGAUACUCAUUAAGUUAGGAUUUGUGGAGAUCUGGUUGGUUCACAUCUCGAGGAUGAUCAACACUGUAGACAAUACAUUGACGUUUGCCGACGGCUCAUACAUCACAAGACAACAAAUGGAGCUCAUGUUUGACCAUGAAUUUGUGGCAAAUAUUUUCAACUUUAUGGUUGUGUUAAACAAUCUUCAAUUAAACGACACCGAAAUUGGUCUCUUCGCUGGAAUCGUUUUACUACAAUCAGAGAGGUCGAGUAUUUAUGAUACGAAAGCCAUAGAUCACAGUCAGGAGAAGCUUAUGGAGGCAUUGAAGUUGCAGAUGGGACGCAACCACCCGAGCGAACCGCACACAUUUCCCCAGCUUAUGAUGAAACUACAAGAGCUACGAUCCCUGGGACUCAAACACGCGCAUCAUUUGCAAUGGUUUAGAUCCAAUUGGACGCGACUUAAACUGCCGCCACUUUUUGCCGAAAUUUUUGAUAUACCGAAAUGCGAUGAAGAUAUGGUAGUCCAAUAAAUACCAUAUUUGUCAACCAUCUCUAGUAAAGUCUACUUAUUAAUUAUGUCAAUUUUUUGGUGAUCUUUUAAUAUCUAAGUAAAUAUAGAAAUGUUUGGUUAAUUUAAUGGUAACUAAAUUUCAACGAAUGGUUAUUUAUAUAUAUAUAUAAUGAUAGAAGAGGUUAAAUUAAAA